Molecule: messenger RNA, 519 nt
Organism: Haliotis rubra (blacklip abalone)
Lineage: Eukaryota; Metazoa; Mollusca; Gastropoda; Lepetellida; Haliotidae
Product: RING-box protein 1
Exons: 6
Coding region: 48-392 (114 amino acids)
Biological process (GO): ubiquitin-dependent protein catabolic process; protein ubiquitination
Cellular component (GO): nucleus; cullin-RING ubiquitin ligase complex
Molecular function (GO): zinc ion binding; ubiquitin protein ligase activity; cullin family protein binding
Source: RefSeq, a predicted model, not a curated record
CCCAAAGCGGAAGUUGAAUAGAGGGCGCUGUGAGGUUUCGGAAAAUUAUGGCAGCAGCAAUGGAUAUAGAAGAAGAUAUGGACAACGGAGCACCCGCAGCUCCAGGGGAUAAAGGAAGUAAAAAGAGAUUUGAAGUGAAGAAGUGGAAUGCUGUGGCAUUGUGGGCAUGGGAUAUUGUUGUAGACAACUGUGCUAUCUGCAGAAAUCACAUCAUGGAUCUGUGUAUAGAGUGCCAGGCUAACCAGGCCUCGGCUACCAGUGAGGAGUGCACUGUGGCCUGGGGAGUCUGUAAUCAUGCUUUCCACUUCCACUGCAUCACACGGUGGCUGAAGACGAGGCAGGUGUGUCCACUAGACAACAGAGAGUGGGAAUUUCAAAAGUAUGGUCAUUAAGAAGAAAGAAGGGGGAGACUCAUCUUUUGUCUUUCUUUUGUCUGUUUGUACAUGACAGUUAAAAUAUCACUAAGCCAUUGUAUUUGUUUACAAAUUGUCAAAGAAUAAAUGUAUGUGUCACACAAAA